UUUUAUAACGUCCCUAAAUAUGGGCCGAUGGUCCGAUGAUGUAACCCGUGGGCUUCCAUAAGGCCCAAUAGCUGCACAUGUAUGGAUAAGUUAUUAAAUCAGAAUAUAAGGAUUAAAUAUGAUAUAUUUAUUCUUCAUCUAAGAAAAUUUAUUUAUUUUUACAAAAAUUACAUUAUUAGAAACCUUCAAUAAGGAAAUAAAAAGGGAAAAACCAACAAAUAAGAUCACAUAAAUAGAUCUAUGGAAAAACAAUAUUUACACCGAAUUGUUUAGAUGAUACAAUAUCUAAUGAAAUAUUCUUCCACAUUUAACUUUUCACACAAAAUAUAUAUUAAGAUUGUAUUUAUAAUAUAUAUGGAUCUGUACAAUAAAGAUUACAUCAUUACAUAUAUAAGCCAAUUUCACACUUGAUUAGUCACGAGUCCACGUGUCAUAAGGUGAGGGAUUCUUCUUCAACAAGCUCCACGUACGGCUACACUUUCCAACUCCUAUAUAAAUGUGCAAUUCCCCAAAACUACACCACCCAAAGCUUGAAAUUCAAAACCGGCUCCAAAAUUCCAAUCACAAAACGAUUCUAGGGUUUCUGCAAUUUCACUCGGAAGAAGAAAUGGGGAGCAGCACCAAAAUCGCAAUCUCAUGGUCCGAUCUCCCAAAUGAACUCCUCGAAAAGAUAACCAACUGCCUCGACACUGAAACCGACGUCCGCCGCCUCCGCGCCGUUUGCAAUUCAUGGCGUUCCUCGACGACGCCGUUUAAGAGAUUCCCACCCACGCCUCUCAAGCUCCCUUUCCCCUUCGCGGCCGGCGGCGCCGGCGGCGCCGGUACCAGCGAUCCGAAGCACGACGGAGCGUGCUUCACCCUCACCGAGAGGACUGUUUACCGCGUCCAGCCGCCUGGAUGCAAUGAGCAUCCCGAUUUCUGGUUGGUGAAGAUCGAAACUUGCGAAAAUGGCAAGGUGCGCAUGUUGAAUCCUCUCAGCGACCACGAAAUCAAAAUUCUGCCGGAAAAUCCGAUGCCAAAGGUGCUGAACACUCUCGAUUUCCGCCUUUCCGAGGUAUGCAAGUCCUACGCGCUUCAUUGCACAAAUCCUUCUGAACCGAAUCAGAAAAUUGAUUUCAAAUUUGCUAAGAAAGUUGCCGUGCACGCUUCCGUCGAGAACGGCGAGUACGCUAUAAUGGCGAUCGACGACAAAAAUAAGCUCUGGUACAUUAAAUCCGCCAACCAGAAUUGGACGAUUGUGCCCGGUGAUUAUAACAACUUCCUCGAUAUUGUCAAUUACAAGGGAAAGUUCCGCGGUAUUGAUUACUGGGGGCGCUCGUGGUUUUUCGGUUCGAUGUUGGAGGUGAUUGGAUCUACCUACUUCAGAUCCCUGGAAGCGUCGAAAAGGCACUUUGUCGAUGUUUCCGAUGAGUUGUUUCUGAUUGAGGAGGUCACUGAUAAGGAUAAAAGAAUCUGCAAAUGCUACGACAUCGAUUUGGGAUGUCAGUGUAACUUUCCGAGAACUCCAAUUAAGAACACUGCUGUGCAGAUUAUAAUAUCGAGGACUGAUCUAAAUGAUAAAGAAUGGGUAGACGGAAGAACGACGAUUGCCAAAUUGAUGGGAAAAGUUAUUUUCGUGGGCGAUGAUUGUUCGUUCUCUGUUCCUGCACCACGAGUGAAAGGGCCGCUCGUGUUUUAUACUGACCGGUACAUCUUUUUUCGAACCGAAGAGGAGAAGAAGCGGUGCGGUCCUGAUGAAGGGUUCGAUCGUGAUUACGGCAAUGAGUACGACGAUGAUAGUGACUGUGGGUAUAAUGUCUUCGAGUGUGAUUGUUGUGAUUCUUCGGAUGAUGAAACUGCUGCGGUUGAUAGCUUUGUGCCGAGUGAUGAUAUUAAGAUUAAGUUUCGGGGAUUGCAUGGUCAUAAUAGUGGUGUGUAUGAUUUUCAAAGUGGUAAAUUGGGUUCUGUGCUAAUGUUUCCUGAUUAUGCAAAUGUGUUCUGGCCGCCCCCUUCUUGGCUGAACCGCGGUUAAGGUACCGGUUUUUCCUCUCGAUACGAAUGUGGUAGCUAUCAAGGGUGGUUUUGGAUGCUUGACAGAGGAAGGCAGCAAUUUUUGCUUUUAAGUUGUGUAUAUAUGCAGCAGUUGGUUGCUGUUGAUGUUUCUGCACAAUUUCUCAAUUGGGUUUUAUUUAUUUAUUUAUCUUUUGCUUCUGAAAUUGUACUUUCCUAAUUACUUUCUUACCGUUUAAUGAAUUGUUAUUUAUUAUCUUAAA
Molecule: messenger RNA, 2252 nt
Organism: Erythranthe guttata (spotted monkey flower)
Lineage: Eukaryota; Viridiplantae; Streptophyta; Magnoliopsida; Lamiales; Phrymaceae
Source: RefSeq, a predicted model, not a curated record